ACAAGGACCAGAGAGGAGGAGAGCCACCGAGCCACCGAACCAUCGAGAGAGCCAUUUGAAAUGGGAAUUGUAGAAGAAGCUCACAACUUGCGGGUCCUGGGCUCAGGCCAGCAGGUCAUAGUCCUAGCCCACGGCUUCGGCACCGACCAGUCGGUCUGGAAGCACCUCGUCCCCCACCUCGUCGACGACUACAGAGUCGUCAUGUACGACAACAUGGGCGCCGGAACGACAAACCCCGAAUAUUUCGACUUCGAGCGCUACGCCACCCUCGAGGGCUACGCCUACGACCUCCUCGCCAUUCUGGAGGAGCUUCGGAUCGGGUCUUGCAUCUUCGUUGGCCACUCCGUCUCCGGCAUGGUCGGCGCCAUCGCCGCUAUCACCCGCCCCGACCUCUUCACCAAGCUCGUCAUGAUCGGCGCCUCUCCUAGGUAUCUCAACGACGUCGACUACUACGGCGGGUUCGAGCAGGAAGAUCUGGAGCAGCUGUUCGAUGCCAUCCGAUCCAACUACAAGGCUUGGUGCUCUGGUUUCGCACCCAUGGCGGUCGGCGGGGACUUGGACUCGGUGGCGGUCCAGGAGUUCAGCCGGACCCUCUUCAACAUGCGCCCCGACAUUGCCCUCAGCGUCGCCCAAACCAUCUUCCAGAGCGACACGAGACAAAUUCUCCAUCUGAUCACAGUGCCCUGCCACAUUUUGCAGAGCGUAAAAGACCUCGCUGUCCCUGUCGUCGUCACAGAGUAUCUGCACCAGAAUCUGGGCGGCGAGUCGAUCGUGGAGGUCAUGUCAUCGGACGGUCAUCUUCCGCAGCUGAGCUCGCCGGAUAUUGUUAUCCCGGUGAUUCUCCGGCACAUUAGAUAUGAUAUUGCGGCGUAAUUGUUGUCAAAAAAUAAUUAUGGAGGUGGUGCGGCUAUGGCUAGAUUGGGAGUGAUUAGUUAGCUUUGGGACGAUUGGUUAUUUGUUGUGUGGUCACUGUGAGGGCGUCGGCUUUGUUUGCUGUCGUGUUCAAAAGUCGUGGACCACGUCAUGUGAAGGAAUGGGUGUUAUUGUGACACGUCGCGCUUUUUUAGUAUGAAAGAUUGGAUUCAAGUUGUUUAUAUAAAUUAUAAUCAAGCUUUUAUUAUUAAGACAUGCUGCAAGACAUGGAAAA
This is a messenger RNA of Prunus dulcis (almond), 1147 nucleotides long. RefSeq names its product probable esterase KAI2. The coding region runs from base 61 to 873 and encodes 270 amino acids. NCBI's taxonomy places the organism in Eukaryota, Viridiplantae, Streptophyta, Magnoliopsida, Rosales, Rosaceae. The transcript is spliced from 2 exons. Gene Ontology annotation, biological process: response to karrikin. The record is from RefSeq and is a predicted model, not a curated record.